AUGCCGGAUGACACCGUCAACCUGGCGGAUGCCACCCCCUGCGCUUGGCCCGCUACCAAUAAUACCACCGGCUAUAGCCGCUGCGACGCCGCACCUUGCAUUGAUAGGAGAAUCAACGUCCAAGUUUACCUGAGAAUGAGACCUACAACUGAGGCGACAGAACUAUUGGAACUGCGGGGACGACACAAGAAUAUUCUGGUGGCUCGGCUACCCCGAAAAGAAAAUGACUUUAGACAAGGAAUCGUGGACAAUACCAAGCUCGAGCACACCUUUUAUUUUGACGGCAUCUUUCCUAUGGAGGCGCACCAGGAAAAUGUUUUUCAGACAGUGGCGACCCCUGUCCUGGAGGGCCUUAUGAAAGGCAUCAACGGCACAAUUUUUGCCUAUGGCCAGACGGGCACUGGCAAGACCUUCACGAUAACUGGUGGGGCGGAGAGCUACAACGAUCGAGGAAUAAUCCCCCGUGCUCUGUCCUUCAUUUUCUCCUGCAUAAAACGGGACGGACUGGUACAAUACAGGGUGGCGAUAUCUUAUCUGGAGGUGUACCAAGACAAGGGAUACGACCUCCUGACCAAAGCACAGGUCGACGCGCGUCGCAUUGACGAUUUGCAAAAGGUCGUCGCGAGUGAAGACGAAGAUGGAAAUCUCGUCUUGCGAGGUUUAUCUGUGAACACUGCGACCACCGAGGAAGAAGCAAUCCACUUGCUUUUCCAUGGUGACACUAACAGGAUCGUGGCAGAAACGCCGCUGAACGAUUCUUCCACUCGAUCCCACUGCAUCUUCAUUAUAUGGUUAGAAGCCCGCGAAGCAGGGUCUUCGGUGAUCAGGCGUUCGAAGUUGCAGCUAGUCGACCUCGCGGGGUCAGAGAGAGUCAAACAGAGCGGCGUCAAUCCUGGCGAGACCGUUUUCAGAGAGGCUUGCAGCAUCAAUCUUGCACUACACUAUCUCGAACAGGUCAUCGUUGCCCUCCACGAACGGGCUCAGGGCCGUCGCGUCCACGUCCCAUACAGAAACUCCAUGAUGACAUCUGUCCUUCGAGAUUCGCUCGGAGGCAAUUGCCACACCGUCAUGGUGGCCACUGUGACUCCGGAACGAGAUUCAAUUCCAGAGACGGUGUCGACCUGUAGGUUCGCACAAGCUGUUGCUCGAAUCGAAAACCAAGCGACUGUGAACGAAGAGAUCGAUCCAAGCCUAUUGAUAAAAAAGCUGAAGCGGGAAAACGAGGAGCUCCGCGCGCACAUCGAGAUCUUAAAAUCUCAAGGAGGUGGCGGCUUCAGCGUCGACAGAGACCUUAGCGAGGAAGAAAAACGCAGAUGUGAAGACUACGUGGAUGCCUACAUCAAUGCCUUCAAAGAAGAUCCUGAGGCUCAGCCCCUCCUGGGACCGGAUGUGCGGAAGAUUCGCCUCGCUUUCAAGAUCUUUCGCGAUCGCUGCGUCUGUCUCAAGACGCAGCUGGAGGCGACUUCUUUGAACGACAGGGCAUGCAGCACAGAAAAUACCAAAACAGAGAGAGCAGGCAGAGAGGGGACAGGCACAGGAAACGUCUCUUCUCACCUCAGCUCGUCGGAGGGGAGCUGCAGCCCCCAGCUCCGGAGUGACAUCGCCAAACUCAAGUUGCAUGUGGAGCAACGGGAUGCAGAGAUCGCAAUUUUGAUCGACAUGCUGAACAAACAUGGCGUCGGUCGGGACCGCGAAAGUGUGAACGGAGUUGCAGUUGCAGCACAGUCACGGGACGUGCUUCCAGCCGCGGAUAAGAGUACGUGCAGUCUGUGCGAUUUAGCUGGCGAGGAAGCGGGGCUGAUGCCCCGCACUUACAGAGUGCCUGCGCACUGCCGCGAGACUGCGCUCCGGGCCAGUUCUCGCUUCGUGGUGACUCCCACCCGCCUCCUGGUGCAGAUGCUUCACAAGAUAAAAGUUGUGUCCGACGCUACAUUCCUCAAGGAUGAUGGUCCGACUUCUCUAAAAGAUCUGCACAAAUAUUUGGUUCCUCCCGCGUCUGUGGAAACGGGCGAGCACACACCGUGGUCUAUUGCGAACGACCCGCUACUGGUUGCCGCACUUCAUCUCAAGAGCAACGGUCAAAAUGCGCACAAGUCCAAACCUCGAACAGCCGAUGAACACACUCUACAGCAACAACGCCUUCGCCGCCGCCUACAGACCGCAAUAACCGACACCGCCCGAAUCGCUAACACCAUAUGGACACCCGAGGACACACUGACGACUGCAGCGGACGCCCCAUCGGCAGCAGGUGCAGAGGCGGCCGCACGAGCGAUGAUUAUCCGGUUUGCGCGGGAGGUGGGAAGACAGGAAGGCGCUGAAGAAGAGUACGCCAGUCGCGCUGCUGAUUUUGUUGACCAGUUUCUCGCUCCCGCGGGUUUGAUGCAAGAAGUGGCGCGAAUGAUGAUGGCGGCGCGCGAGGCGAGGGAGAAUGGCGACGAAGUCGCCCAGGGAAUGAACUCGCCGGCAACCGACAUUGACUUCCUUGAUGGAGACACUGGAGCGCUGAUGAGCAUGCUGGGCGAGCUAGAGGCGCUGAUUGAGUCCAAAGUCGCUUGCCUUGCUCUUGGCAAAGCAUUCUUCAAGAACGUGCUAGUGCCACUCAAGCUGGCAGCCCCAGUAGCCAGCAUGUUGCUUGACAAGAAGCCGUUGCUGCUGAAGGCGUUUGCACUGAAGGCUCUGCUGCUCAAGCCCGAUCUUCUCUUCAAACCGGAUCUUCUCUUCAUGCCGGAGCUUCUGCUCAAACCGGAUCUCCUCUUGAAGGCAGGUCUCCUCUUGCCUGGCGGCGGCGACCUGGAGUUGAAGAAGCUACUUCUGGCUGCGGUGUUGGCGCCGAAACUGAUAGCAGGCCUCAAGGCGAAGUUCGGCACCUCUGCGAUUGACGUGCCAUUCGUGCUAAUUGAGAAGCUGCUUUCAAUGGACCCUGCCCAGAUCGUGACGCUUCUCUCGGGUUUGGCAGGUGGCGGCCUUGACGGAUUGCUGGAGACCAUGGACGCAGAUAGUGUGAAGCUUCGAGCAACUGGAGAAGACUUGGCCAACUCAGCAAACUCGGUGGAGGUCUCUGAUGUCUCGGCAGCAGGUGCAGAGGAGGCCGCACGAGCGAUGAUUAUCCGGUGUGCGCGGGAGGUGGGAAGACAGGAAGGCGCUGAAGAAGAGUACGCCAGUCGCGCUGCUGAUUUUGUUGACCAGUUUCUCGCUCCCGCGGGUUUGACGCAAGAAGUGGCGCGAAUGAUGAUGGCGGCGCGCGAGGCGAGGGAGAAUGGCGACGAAGUCGCCCAGGGAAUGAACUCGCCGGCAACCGACAUUGACUUCCUUGAUGGAGACACUGGAGCGCUGAUGAGCAUGCUGGGCGAGCUAGAGGCGCUGAUUGAGUCCAAAGUCGCUUGCCUUGCUCUUGGCAAGGCAUUCUUCAAGUAUGUGCUAGUGCCACUCAAGCUGGCAGCCCCAGUAGCCAGCAUGUUGCUUGACAAGAAGCCUUUGCUGCUGAAGGCGUUUGCACUGAAGGCUCUGCUGCUCAAGCCCGAUCUUCUUUUCAAACCGGAUCUUCUCUUCAUGCCGGAGCUUCUGCUCAAACCGGAUCUCCUCUUGAAGGCAGGUCUCCUCUUGCCUGGCGGCGGCGACCUGGAGUUGAAGAAGCUACUUCUGGCUGCGGUGUUGGCGCCGAAACUGAUAGCAGGCCUCAAGGCGAAGUUCGGCACCUCUGCGAUUGACGUGCCAUUCGUGCUAAUUGAGAAGCUGCUUUCAAUGGACCCUGCCCAGAUCGUGACGCUUCUCUCGGGUUUGGCAGGUGGCGGCCUUGACGGAUUGCUGGAGACCAUGGACGCAGAUAGUGUGAAGCUUCGAGCAACUGGAGAAGACUUGGCCAACUCAGCAAACUCGGUGGAGGUCUCUGAUGUCUCGGCAGCAGGUGCAGAGGAGGCCGCACGAGCGAUGAUUAUCCGGUGUGCGCGGGAGGUGGGAAGACAGGAAGGCGCUGAAGAAGAGUACGCCAGUCGCGCUGCUGAUUUUGUUGACCAGUUUCUCGCUCCCGCGGGUUUGACGCAAGAAGUGGCGCGAAUGAUGAUGGCGGCGCGCGAGGCGAGGGAGAAUGGCGACGAAGUCGCCCAGGGAAUGAACUCGCCGGCAACCGACAUUGACUUCCUUGAUGGAGACACUGGAGCGCUGAUGAGCAUGCUGGGCGAGCUAGAGGCGCUGAUUGAGUCCAAAGUCGCUUGCCUUGCUCUUGGCAAAGCAUUCUUCAAGAACGUGCUAGUGCCACUCAAGCUGGCAGCCCCAGUAGCCAGCAUGUUGCUUGACAAGAAGCCGUUGCUGCUGAAGGCGUUUGCACUGAAGGCUCUGCUGCUCAAGCCCGAUCUUCUCUUCAAACCGGAUCUUCUCUUCAUGCCGGAGCUUCUGCUCAAACCGGAUCUCCUCUUGAAGGCAGGUCUCCUCUUGCCUGGCGGCGGCGACCUGGAGUUGAAGAAGCUACUUCUGGCUGCGGUGUUGGCGCCGAAACUGAUAGCAGGCCUCAAGGCGAAGUUCGGCACCUCUGCGAUUGACGUGCCAUUCGUGCUAAUUGAGAAGCUGCUUUCAAUGGACCCUGCCCAGAUCGUGACGCUUCUCUCGGGUUUGGCAGGUGGCGGCCUUGACGGAUUGCUGGAGACCAUGGACGCAGAUAGUGUGAAGCUUCGAGCAACUGGAGAAGACUUGGCCAACUCAGCAAACUCGGUGGAGGUCUCUGAUGUCUCGGCAGCAGGUGCAGAGGAGGCCGCACGAGCGAUGAUUAUCCGGUGUGCGCGGGAGGUGGGAAGACAGGAAGGCGCUGAAGAAGAGUACGCCAGUCGCGCUGCUGAUUUUGUUGACCAGUUUCUCGCUCCCGCGGGUUUGACGCAAGAAGUGGCGCGAAUGAUGAUGGCGGCGCGCGAGGCGAGGGAGAAUGGCGACGAAGUCGCCCAGGGAAUGAACUCGCCGGCAACCGACAUUGACUUCCUUGAUGGAGACACUGGAGCGCUGAUGAGCAUGCUGGGCGAGCUAGAGGCGCUGAUUGAGUCCAAAGUCGCUUGCCUUGCUCUUGGCAAGGCAUUCUUCAAGUAUGUGCUAGUGCCACUCAAGCUGGCAGCCCCAGUAGCCAGCAUGUUGCUUGACAAGAAGCCUUUGCUGCUGAAGGCGUUUGCACUGAAGGCUCUGCUGCUCAAGCCCGAUCUUCUCUUCAAACCGGAUCUUCUCUUCAUGCCGGAGCUUCUGCUCAAACCGGAUCUCCUCUUGAAGGCAGGUCUCCUCUUGCCUGGCGGCGGCGACCUGGAGUUGAAGAAGCUACUUCUGGCUGCGGUGUUGGCGCCGAAACUGAUAGCAGGCCUCAAGGCGAAGUUCGGCACCUCUGCGAUUGACGUGCCAUUCGUGCUAAUUGAGAAGCUGCUUUCAAUGGACCCUGCCCAGAUCGUGACGCUUCUCUCGGGUUUGGCAGGUGGCGGCCUUGACGGAUUGCUGGAGACCAUGGACGCAGAUAGUGUGAAGCUUCGAGCAACUGGAGAAGACUUGGCCAACUCAGCAAACUCGGUGGAGGUCUCUGAUGUCUCGGCAGCAGGUGCAGAGGAGGCCGCACGAGCGAUGAUUAUCCGGUGUGCGCGGGAGGUGGGAAGACAGGAAGGCGCUGAAGAAGAGUACGCCAGUCGCGCUGCUGAUUUUGUUGACCAGUUUCUCGCUCCCGCGGGUUUGACGCAAGAAGUGGCGCGAAUGAUGAUGGCGGCGCGCGAGGCGAGGGAGAAUGGCGACGAAGUCGCCCAGGGAAUGAACUCGCCGGCAACCGACAUUGACUUCCUUGAUGGAGACACUGGAGCGCUGAUGAGCAUGCUGGGCGAGCUAGAGGCGCUGAUUGAGUCCAAAGUCGCUUGCCUUGCUCUUGGCAAGGCAUUCUUCAAGUAUGUGCUAGUGCCACUCAAGCUGGCAGCCCCAGUAGCCAGCAUGUUGCUUGACAAGAAGCCGUUGCUGCUGAAGGCGUUUGCACUGAAGGCUCUGCUGCUCAAGCCCGAUCUUCUCUUCAAACCGGAUCUUCUCUUCAUGCCGGAGCUUCUGCUCAAACCGGAUCUCCUCUUGAAGGCAGGUCUCCUCUUGCCUGGCGGCGGCGACCUGGAGUUGAAGAAGCUACUUCUGGCUGCGGUGUUGGCGCCGAAACUGAUAGCAGGCCUCAAGGCGAAGUUCGGCACCUCUGCGAUUGACGUGCCAUUCGUGCUAAUUGAGAAGCUGCUUUCAAUGGACCCUGCCCAGAUCGUGACGCUUCUCUCGGGUUUGGCAGGUGGCGGCCUUGACGGAUUGCUGGAGACCAUGGACGCAGAUAGUGUGAAGCUUCGAGCAACUGGAGAAGACUUGGCCAACUCAGCAAACUCGGUGGAGGUCUCUGAUGUCUCGGCAGCAGGUGCAGAGGAGGCCGCACGAGCGAUGAUUAUCCGGUGUGCGCGGGAGGUGGGAAGACAGGAAGGCGCUGAAGAAGAGUACGCCAGUCGCGCUGCUGAUUUUGUUGACCAGUUUCUCGCUCCCGCGGGUUUGACGCAAGAAGUGGCGCGAAUGAUGAUGGCGGCGCGCGAGGCGAGGGAGAAUGGCGACGAAGUCGCCCAGGGAAUGAACUCGCCGGCAACCGACAUUGACUUCCUUGAUGGAGACACUGGAGCGCUGAUGAGCAUGCUGGGCGAGCUAGAGGCGCUGAUUGAGUCCAAAGUCGCUUGCCUUGCUCUUGGCAAGGCAUUCUUCAAGUAUGUGCUAGUGCCACUCAAGCUGGCAGCCCCAGUAGCCAGCAUGUUGCUUGACAAGAAGCCGUUGCUGCUGAAGGCGUUUGCACUGAAGGCUCUGCUGCUCAAGCCCGAUCUUCUUUUCAAACCGGAUCUUCUCUUCAUGCCGGAGCUUCUGCUCAAACCGGAUCUCCUCUUGAAGGCAGGUCUCCUCUUGCCUGGCGGCGGCGACCUGGAGUUGAAGAAGCUACUUCUGGCUGCGGUGUUGGCGCCGAAACUGAUAGCAGGCCUCAAGGCGAAGUUCGGCACCUCUGCGAUUGACGUGCCAUUCGUGCUAAUUGAGAAGCUGCUUUCAAUGGACCCUGCCCAGAUCGUGACGCUUCUCUCGGGUUUGGCAGGUGGCGGCCUUGACGGAUUGCUGGAGACCAUGGACGCAGAUAGUGUGAAGCUUCGAGCAACUGGAGAAGACUUGGCCAACUCAGCAAACUCGGUGGAGGUCUCUGAUGUCUCGGCAGCAGGUGCAGAGGAGGCCGCACGAGCGAUGAUUAUCCGGUGUGCGCGGGAGGUGGGAAGACAGGAAGGCGCUGAAGAAGAGUACGCCAGUCGCGCUGCUGAUUUUGUUGACCAGUUUCUCGCUCCCGCGGGUUUGACGCAAGAAGUGGCGCGAAUGAUGAUGGCGGCGCGCGAGGCGAGGGAGAAUGGCGACGAAGUCGCCCAGGGAAUGAACUCGCCGGCAACCGACAUUGACUUCCUUGAUGGAGACACUGGAGCGCUGAUGAGCAUGCUGGGCGAGCUAGAGGCGCUGAUUGAGUCCAAAGUCGCUUGCCUUGCUCUUGGCAAGGCAUUCUUCAAGUAUGUGCUAGUGCCACUCAAGCUGGCAGCCCCAGUAGCCAGCAUGUUGCUUGACAAGAAGCCGUUGCUGCUGAAGGCGUUUGCACUGAAGGCUCUGCUGCUCAAGCCCGAUCUUCUCUUCAAACCGGAUCUUCUCUUCAUGCCGGAGCUUCUGCUCAAACCGGAUCUCCUCUUGAAGGCAGGUCUCCUCUUGCCUGGCGGCGGCGACCUGGAGUUGAAGAAGCUACUUCUGGCUGCGGUGUUGGUGCCGAACCUGAUUGAAGGACUGAAGGCUGGUAUGAAGCUGGAAGUGCCUGUAGGGCGUGGCUGUAGCUUUUUUGGUGACUGCCAUGGAUUUGUGGGGUUGCUACCGCUGUUGCUGGCUGAUCCGGAUUCGGUGCAGGCGCUUGUUUCACUGAGCAGUGGUCCUCAACUGGAAUCUGGUGCGGAUCAGCUUUUCGGUACCGUUGAAGAGAGGAUGGCUGCGAUAAAAUCCGCAGCAAGGAGUGCCGGACACCAAGGAAACGAUCUUGAAGAAGAGGCACGGUUCCAGAUUAUCCGGUUCGCUGGCGAGAUGGGAAACAUUAGAGGAGCGCCGGAAGAGUACGUCAAAAUCGCUACAGCAUUCGUAGACCAGUUCCUUGCACCUACAGGCCUCCUACAGGAUGUAGCAGAGAUGAUACGCCAGGCUAGGAAAGAGAUUCCAGAGAGUGUUAAUGUGGCUUCUGACUGGAGUACGCAGUUUUCCAACAUCGAGCUAUUUGAUGGCGAGCUCGGCGCCCUGCUCAGUUUGGCAUCGGAACUCGAGGCGGUGACAGAUUCGAAAUUCUCCUGCGUUGCCCUGACGAAGAUUUUCUUCAAGCUAUUUCUCGACCCUCUACAUCUGAUGACUCCCGUCGCCACCUUGAUGCUUGGAAAGGCGCCCCAGUUACUGAAGAUAUUUGCACUGAAGUCCCUCUUGCUGCAGCCCAAUGAUGUCAAGCUCAAGAAAGCUCUUUUGGCAGCGGCAUUCGCGCCGAAGCUACUUGGUGUAUCACAAGCUGUCGAGGGGCCUCUGCGCACCCUAUUCAUGUAA
Besnoitia besnoiti is the source of this 8604-nucleotide messenger RNA. RefSeq lists its product as uncharacterized. The transcript is spliced from 11 exons. Lineage: Eukaryota; Apicomplexa; Conoidasida; Eucoccidiorida; Sarcocystidae. Bases 1 to 8604 code for a protein of 2867 amino acids. Gene Ontology annotation, biological process: mitotic spindle organization; microtubule-based movement. Gene Ontology annotation, molecular function: microtubule binding; microtubule motor activity; ATP binding. The record is from RefSeq and is a predicted model, not a curated record.